Molecule: messenger RNA, 1509 nt
Organism: Fraxinus pennsylvanica
Lineage: Eukaryota; Viridiplantae; Streptophyta; Magnoliopsida; Lamiales; Oleaceae
Source: the annotation of a GenBank genome assembly
AUGCAUUCCAUCACCACUCCACCGCCGCAAUCACCUUCAGAGCCGCCGUCCCCGGCCGAAACAAUUGACAAGAUAAUACAGCUUCUGACUCAGCUACUCCCGUCGACUCUCUCCACAAUCUCCUUUGCAUCCCGGUGGCAAAUCCUCCGAACAAAGCUUGCCUCCUUAAAGUCCCUCCUCUCCGAAGUCUCGUACUUCCAGCACUGGUCCGACAACCCUUUGCUCCAUUCUCUCCUUCCGAAUAUUCUCUCCACUGUUUAUCGUGCACAGACCCUUUGCCAUCAAUGUUGCGAUCCUUCGUUCAAUCCCGGCAAGCUCCUUAUGCAGUCGGACCUCGACAUGGCCUCUGGUUGGUUGUCGAAGCAAAUUCACGACCUCGACCUUCUACUUCGUUCGGGGGUUCUCCAUCAAUCCACUGCUAUUGUUCUUCCUCACCCUACUGCAAACGCCUCGAAGGAAGACCUCUCAUUUUUCGUCAAGGAUCUUUUCACCAGGCUCCAGAUCGGCGGCCUUGAGUUCAAAAGGAAGGCAUUGGAUUCACUGAUUCAGCUUCUCUCGGAGGACGAAAAGUCUGCGAGUGUUGUCGCGAAAGAAGGGAAUAUGAGGAGCUUGAUUCAGUUACUGGAUCUUAAUUCCCAUGACUCUUUAAGAGAACUGGCUGUGCUUAUUGUGUCUAUUCUUGUUUCGAUGAGUGAUUAUUCGAGAAAAUGUUUGUUUGAGGAGGGGGCUUUGGGUCCAUUGUUGAGGAUUAUAGAGUGUAGCUCGAUGCCCAUGAAGGAAAAAGCAGCAAUGGCGGUUGAAUUCAUCACUGCGGAUACCGAUUUUAACGCUUGGGCAAUUUCAGCCUAUGGGGUUGAAGAAAUUCGAAUUGCAUUAGCAGAAGAAGGAGCCGUUCCUGCUUUGGUACAAUUACUUGUUACAGGAACCCCCUCGGCCCAAGAAAAGGCCGCGAAUUGCAUUGCUAUACUUGCUUCAUCAGAUGUAAGCCACCAAAUUUUAUUAGGAUCAACCAUGUUUAUUUUAGAACUCGGGGAGCUUAUAAAACAUGGUAACAUAAUGUUGCAACACGUUAGUGCUUCAUUGCUCGCUAAAUUAUCUAUAAGCGAUGAUAAUAAGAGAGCUAUAGGUGGAUGUAUGGGAUCUUUAAUGAAACUGAUGGAGUCUUCAAAGCCCGAUGGGCUCCAGGAAGUAGCAACGAAUGCUUUGGUGUCGUUGUUAUCGGUGAAAUCGAAUAGGAAAGAUUUGGUAAGGGAUGAGAAGUGUGUGAUGAGGCUGAUGCUAAUGCUGGAUCCCAAGAAUGAGGUUACUUCAAAGAAGUUUCCAGUGGCAGUGGUGGCGGCUAUUAUGUCCGGAAGGAGUCAGAGUUGCCGGAAGACGCUCAUGGCUGCUGGUGCUUAUGGGUAUAUGCGGAUAUUGGCAGAAAAGGAGGAAUUGGAGGGAGUAAUCAGCAAAGUAACUAACCCCCACCGACGAAAGGAGGUCGUAUGCGUCUUUUCUAACUGUCAAUGA